This is a messenger RNA of Jatropha curcas, 1076 nucleotides long. RefSeq names its product transcription factor CPC. Gene Ontology annotation, biological process: regulation of DNA-templated transcription; cell differentiation. The record is from RefSeq and is a predicted model, not a curated record. Gene Ontology annotation, cellular component: nucleus. Gene Ontology annotation, molecular function: transcription cis-regulatory region binding. NCBI's taxonomy places the organism in Eukaryota, Viridiplantae, Streptophyta, Magnoliopsida, Malpighiales, Euphorbiaceae.
AUUUGAGAAAAAAGAAUGUUAUCUUUUUAAUUUUUUAAUCAUAAAUUGCUUGUCGAAUAAAUACCAUUUUUAGUUUAUCUUUUUCAUUUUAUUUAUAUUGAAUAAAUUAUGUUUUGGUGAAUUGAGAACGUAGAUUUAGAAUCUGGUUGUGGACAGAUUCCAGAUCUUGAAGGAAUAUGGUUUUUCAAGUCAUUUUUCUGGAUUCUCAUUGUUUUUUACUUUUACAGUUGAAUAGAAAUGAAAAUAUUUUUCUUUCUUUUUCAGUUAUCUUUCCUUUUAAUGCCAGAGAUGAAAAUAAUUAGUUUAUCUAUCUGCUUUGCUGGAAUUAACUAAUUUGUCUCUCUAUUUUUUUUUUUACUUUUUAUACUUUUUAAUAGAAAAAAUACAAAAAAUUGACAGAAUGAUAAAAUAAAGUUACAAAAAACAAUAAAUAUUAGUAUAACCUACUGUGUAAUUGUCAAAAUUUAUUUUCUUAAUGCAGACAAUAAGAGUCAACAGAGUUGCAAAUGACCAGUAACUACAAGUCAAACCAAUUUCUUUCGCCAGACAUUCCAUUUACUGUUUCUUUCAUCUCCCCAAUGUAGAUUUCUAUCCAUCUGCAUACAAACAACAAUUAGCUUUUCUUUCUUUCUUUCUUUCUUUCUUUCUUUCUUUCCAGACAUAAGAUGAUAUUCUAGCUUCUCCUUUAAUUACUAUAUAUAAUCUUAAAAUUCUCAAUAUUCAAGUUCUUUUUGCUUAAUUAUAUCGUAUAGCUGUAUAGAAAUUUAUGAAGAUGGAUGAACGUCCAUGGAAGAAACAAAAGACCUGUUCAAGUUGCCGCUCAGAAGAAGUGAGCAGUGUCGAGUGGGAGUUCAUCGAAAUGAGUGAACAAGAAGAAGAUCUAAUUUACAGAAUGUACAGUCUCGUUGGAAACAGGUGGGAGUUGAUAGCAGGCCGGAUUCCAGGGCGUAAAGCAGAAGAAAUAGAGAGGUUUUGGAUAAUGAAACAUAAUCAAGAAUUUGCAAAUAAAAGAAACCAGCACCAACCUAGCUACUAGCUAUGGUCAUAAAACCAGCACCAAUCUUUUUUUUUUUUUU